This is a messenger RNA of Hemibagrus wyckioides, 1899 nucleotides long. It is a transcript of the gene dnpep, whose product is annotated as aspartyl aminopeptidase. Gene Ontology annotation, biological process: proteolysis. Gene Ontology annotation, molecular function: zinc ion binding; aminopeptidase activity. The transcript is spliced from 15 exons. Lineage: Eukaryota; Metazoa; Chordata; Actinopteri; Siluriformes; Bagridae. Bases 137 to 1567 code for a protein of 476 amino acids. The record is from RefSeq and is a predicted model, not a curated record.
CCUCCAGAUCACUAGAUGGCAGGAGAAAGCCUGAGUGGCGGUGAAGCUGUUUCAUUUGACCCACAGACUGAGUCCCAGUAUCUUACUGGUUUAUUACUGUUGUAUCAGCUGGGCUGGAAAUUUGCUCUGAACCUUUAUGAAGUCUUUCAUCAUGAAAAGCUCGAAGGAAGCUGUUCAGACCGCCGCGAAGGAAUUUCUUAAUUUCGUUAAUCGCGGAGUUUCACCCUAUCAUGUGGUUGAAGAGUGCAAGAAACGCCUUUUAGAUGCUGGCUUUACGGAGCUAAAGGAAUCUGAACACUGGGAUAUCAAACCAGCAAACCUGUACUUUGUGACCCGGAACUACUCCACCAUCAUUGCCUUUGCUGUGGGUGGCCUGUACAAACCAGGCAAUGGGUUCUCCAUUAUCGGUGCUCACACGGACAGCCCCUGUCUGAGGGUAAAGCCACGCUCCAAAAAGACGAGGUCAGGCUGCCUGCAGGUAGGUGUAGAGUGCUAUGGCGGAGGAAUCUGGAACACAUGGUUCGACCGGGAUCUGACCAUUGCCGGACGUGUCAUGGUCAGGAGUGGAGAUAAGCUGGUGCAUCGUCUCGUGCAUGUCCCGCGUCCCAUCUUGAAGAUCCCUCAUCUGGCCAUUCACCUGCAGAGAGACAUUAACGACUCGUUUGGCCCUAACAAGGAGAACCACCUCGUGCCUUUCUUGGCCACGGCCAUUCAGGAAGAGCUUGAGACGGGUGUUUCCGCUGCUUCUUCCAGUGAUGCCUGCAGUGCAGUUUCCACAGCAGAGAAACACCACCCGGCUCUGGUCCAGCUGCUGUGUAAUGAGCUGAAGGUCAAAUCUGAUGUGCUGCUGGAUUUUGAGCUGUGUCUGGCAGACACGCAGCCAGCGGCACUGGGAGGUGUGUAUGAAGAGUUCAUUUUUUCGCCUCGUCUGGACAACCUUCACAGUUGCUUCUGUGCUUUGACUGCUCUGAUAGACUCGAGUACUCCUGACUCUCUCUCUGGAGAGCCAAAUAUCCGCAUGGUCACUCUAUAUGACAACGAAGAGGUAGGGUCAGAGAGUGCUCAGGGUGCCAUGUCAAAUCUGACGGAGCUUAUUCUGCGUCGCCUGGCAACCAGCCAGCAAAAUCUGACUGCCUUUCAGGAGGCCAUGCCUUUAUCCUUCAUGAUCAGUGCUGACAUGGCUCAUGCUCUGCACCCAAACUACCAAGAUAAGCAUGAAGAGAAUCACAGACCAGUUUUCCAUAAGGGUCCAGUCAUAAAAUUUAACAGCAACCAGCGAUACGCCACCACUGCUGUAACUGCCUCCAUCAUACGAGAGAUUGCAGUGAGGAUGGAUGUGCCUCUUCAGGACGUGAUGGUGCGGAACGACAGUCCCUGUGGAACAACCAUUGGGCCUAUCCUGGCUGCUCGGCUGGGCAUUCCGGUGUUGGAUAUCGGCGCUCCACAGCUGGCCAUGCACUCCAUCAGAGAGAUGUGCUGCACCUCUGGUGUCCUCCAGACCACAACUCUAUUCAAGGGCUUCUUUGAGCACUUCCCCUCCGUGAGAAAAAUGGUUGUGGUGGACUAGAAUGUGCUGCUGUGACACAGCAUAUCUAGACAAAUGGCCAGAUAUGUAUCCAAAUAAGGAAAAUCAUACUCUCAAUAUCACAUCUUAAUGGUGUACUUUGGAUAAUUAUCGGUUUUAAAUUUGUAACAAUCUGUCUACUCUAUACUGAAAUCCCAAAGAAACAUUUUGGCUGCUAAGUAGAACCCUUAUUUCAAAACCGCAAUUCUACAUUUACUCCAAGCACAAUAGUUGUAUGGACUAGAAGGAUUUCUACAUUUUUGAAUGUAGAUUUUUAAAUCAUUUAACAUUUCAGGUAGAAUGGAAUUGUUAAUGACAAUAAAAAAAUGUCUCUA